UUAAAAAUAAAGUUACCAGUUUAAAAGUUAUAGCUCAAAAAUUUUCUUUGAAUCCUUUCAGCACGGAUUAAUUUAAUUGGCAUCUAAUCUACUAUGAUUAUUAUCGAUACAUACACUGGAUGCUUAAUACGAAAGACUGAUAUCUGAUAAGCUCCCAUAAGAUCAAUAUAUCAAAGAAAUAUCAACCAUUUCUCCUGUUAUAUCACUCUAUAAUUAACAUAUAUUCAUUUAUACCAAUCUUAUGGUCGUUUCUCGUGAUUCCUGAACUCCUUUCAUAUCCCAUAACCCUCUCAACCGAUAAAAGAUUAUCUGUGAUUCCACACCAUUCAUCCAUUUAUAAUAUAUAUUUUAUUAAAUCUCAUUGGAAUUCACAUCCCAUAAAUAAUAUAUCCAAGUUAUCCGAUUUCAAAUUCAAUAACACUAAAAGCAUUGAAGGGGAAUUAUAUCUAAUUUACCCGGCUUAUAUUUUAUCUCCGCCCUUGGGGGUACCUCUUACCCCAAGGGAGGGCUACUAUCAGGGCUUAAUUUAUUUUAUCAAAAACGUGGUUUAUACUUUUUUAACUUUUAAUAACGAAAAAUUGUCAUCCUUAAAUAAAUCAAAUACUUAUAUGCCGUAUUAUUCAACUGUGAAAACAAUAAUCGCCAAUAAGCGAAAUAAACGUGGAGUAAAUGAUCAUAAUAAUACAUUUCUAGAAGGACAUCUACCUUCGAAUCAUUUGCCAUAUAAUCUUAUGCCUUUUAAUUUCACCCGGUACUUGCUUUUAUUAGGGAAGAGAAACUUGGACAACACAUCUCUGGCCAUAAAGGUAUUGCUGCAUCACUUACAAGAUGAAGACAAAUUGUUUAACGAUUCCAAGGUCAGAAACGGGUUGUACCAUCACUUAGAAAAAUUAUCGCUGGGUAAAGAAGUAAAAAUAAAAAAUACUCUAGUUUUUGCUCGUUACAAUUUAUUCGAAACCAUAUUGAUUGGAACGGUAGCCACAUUGCUCACGAUAUUAACAAUCGUCGGUAAUAUAAUGGUUUUAAUUUCUUUUCGAAUAGAUUCUCAAUUGCAAACCGUUAGCAACUACUUCUUAAUGAGUUUGGCCGUCGCUGAUAUCACAAUCGGUAUGGUGUCAAUGCCACUCUACACCGUAUUUGUUAUCACCGGGUAUUGGCCGUUUGGUCCCAUCCUUUGUGAUAUAUACUUAGCACUAGAUUAUCUUAUGAGUAACGCCUCCGUGCUUAACCUAUUGGCCAUAAGUUUAGACCGGUACUUUUCGGUGACACGCCCAUUAACUUAUAGGGCUUCCAGAACUCCUAAAAAAGCCGGCAUGAUGAUAGCUUUAGCAUGGAUAGUUUCCCUCUUAGUAUGGCCCCCUUGGAUCUUUGCGUACCCAUACAUAGAAGGUAAACGCACUGUCCCCAAUCAUGAUUGUUACAUUCAAUUUAUCAAAUCUAAUCCAUACCUUACUACCGGAACCGCCAUAGCGGCCUUUUACUUGCCAGUAACGGUGAUGAGCAUUUUAUAUUGGAGGGUUUGGCGUGAAACGCAAAAUAGACAAAAGGAUUUGUCCUACCUUCAAGCUGGUAAAAACGUGAGCAAAAAGUCUUCCUCUAGCGAUGAAGGAUCUUCCUCCCUACGUGGUACAAAGUCAUAUAAGAUAGUCGAUUCCCAUCAACCACUCUCUAACGCCAAUCUGUUGGAGGUCAAAAAAACUUAUUCAGUCUCCUCAGGGCUAGAUCACCGUAAAAAAUUUAUAGGUGAGAAACCACCAUCUCUUAUAUGGAGGUCUAAAACUUGCGUUCAAAAUUGUUGGUCCCGUUUCGCUAAUUGUUUUUCUAUCAUAGACAAAGAAAUUAUCGAUGGAAAUGAGGAUGACGAAGAAGAGAGUGAGCAACGGUCUGCAUCUUUUAGGAAUCGUCUAAUAGAUGAAAGAUCUUCAUCUGGAGUUUCAUCCUCUAGAGCAAACUCCAAGCGCAAAAUAAUGAUCGCUUUGCCCAUCAAAGAUGAAAAGAUUAAACUUUCCAUGGAUUACAAUUUAAUUACGACGCCUAAAAGAUUGUUAGAUAAUCAAGAUACCACAUUGAACCAAUCGCUUCUUACAUCCAAGGAAAGUGAGAAUAGCUUUGUCGACGAGACCUAUACCAUUAUCAUAAGACUGCCAGAUACCGCCAAUGAUAAUGAUACCGAUAAAGCUAGUGAUGUUAAUAAAAGGAAUUCAUCACGAGCCUCCAUAAAAAUGAUGCUUGCAUCUGACCAACUCCUUGAUGACUCUUUUUUGCAAAGAAGAGAAUCGCACACAUUUACAAAUCACCAUUAUUACGAUACAAAUGUUGUAACAGGGCACCCCUCUCGUACAGGGAAUCACAUUUACUAUAGAAGGUUAAACAUGAAUGAUGAUGAUCAAGUUGAAUCGACAAAAGUGACAUCUGCGGGGAGAAAAUUUUCCAUAUCCAAUUCAACAUCUUUUUACAAAAUACCUCUAUCAACUUCUAAAGAUAUGUUUAAGAAAUCUCAAACAGACAUCAAUUCAUUAUAUAGAGACGAGUACUCAGAACUAGAGCUAAAUAAACAUGACAAAGAUGAUGGUAUUGCAUCAUCCAUCCACUUAAAAUUUCCACGAAUAAUGGACGAAAAUCAUAUAUCAAACGAAUUAAAAGGGAAACUAUCCUUAUCUGUUACCAAAGAUAAUUUAAUAUUUAAUGGCCCACGAACAAACAUAGAUCAUUCCUACCACCGCAAUUCUUUUGAAAAUAUAUCUCCUUGGCAGCCUAAUACUUGUACUCAUUCAAAUUAUUCCAAUGCAUUUACAUCUACAUUAACGAGGAAUCGCGGCAUGUGCAGUAUUGAUUCAUCUCAAACAACAUUGCACUCUUUUCUGCAACAGGAAACAAAAAUUCAUGGUGAGGAUAGAUCAGAUAAGUUCGUAACACAACCAUCUUCAAUAUCUAAUCUAAUUGAUAUACUCAAAUCCGAGAAAUCUCAAAUUAUAUCUAAUGGUAGGAAAUUGGAUGCUGUUAACGAAAUACAUAUCCCCUCAUCUAAAUAUAACUCAGAUCAUAAAUAUGUCAGUAAAAUUGACUCGUUAGAUUCGACUUCACUUAAGAAUGCUCACACAAAUAUGGCACAUAAAGCUGUGCGCCAAGUUAAAUCCAAUAUUAAUGAAAUAAGAACAACUCAGAAAAAUGAUUACGUAAAUGCCCAUACAAAAAAAAUUAGCAAAAACAAGCAAUUCUUCAGUUUUAAUAAAAUAUUUCCAUCAAUAUCAAUUGCUAUGCUAUUCAAACAACGUUCCGAUCAUAUUUCGUUGAACAGUUACCAGUUCAAAAAGGGUAAACAACGCAAAAUAGUCAGUAGUAGUAGCAAAGGAACCAAAAACAAUAUCACCACUUUGUUGCCCGUAAGGCGACAAAUUUCCGUCAUGGACCACAAUGAAGAAUUUAGAACCCCUCAAUUUUUUAUCAAAUCCCAAUCAUUGGACAAGCCCAAAAGUCCUAAAGCCAUGACUUCUUCUUUAAUGAGUUUUAAUGCUUCGAGGCGAACUAAAGGAGAUGCUUAUUCGGAAGGCGGAUCGACUCAACCUUCUCUCUUAAUUCCCGCUUCAUACAUGAUAAAAUCCGAAAAGUCCAGGAAACGAAGGAUCGAGAAAAAGCAAGACAAAAAAGCCGCCAAAACUUUAACGGCUAUUUUGCUUGCCUUUAUAAUCACCUGGACCCCUUACAACAUCUUAGUACUUAUAGGAGCCUUUUGUUUGGAUUGUGUCCCCGAAGCCUUAUGGGCAUUCAGUUAUUACUUGUGUUACAUCAACAGUACUGUCAAUCCAGUAUGUUAUGCCAUGUGCAACGCCAACUUCAGAAGAAAUUUUAAAAAAAUUUUGUGCUGUCAAUUCUCUACAAAAAAAAAGCAUCGUCAUCACCCGAACAAUUUUUUUAUAACUAAAAAAUUGAAUAUGGCUAGAUAACAUAAAUAGAUAAUACAACAAAAUAAAUAAAGGCGGAAGAGGAAUUUUUGUAAACAUUGCCAAACACAAAUAAGAAAAUAAAUUUACUCACUAUUUUUUUAAAAAUAUAUAUUCAAAAGAUUAGUUAAUUUUUUUAAUAAAGAAUUAUUGUAUGCAUUAUCCUUUGCAAAAAUAUGAU
Gordionus sp. m RMFG-2023 is the source of this 4122-nucleotide messenger RNA. RefSeq lists its product as uncharacterized. Gene Ontology annotation, biological process: chemical synaptic transmission; G protein-coupled receptor signaling pathway, coupled to cyclic nucleotide second messenger; adenylate cyclase-inhibiting G protein-coupled acetylcholine receptor signaling pathway. The transcript has 3 exons. Gene Ontology annotation, molecular function: G protein-coupled serotonin receptor activity; G protein-coupled acetylcholine receptor activity. The record is from RefSeq and is a predicted model, not a curated record. Bases 609 to 3944 code for a protein of 1111 amino acids. Lineage: Eukaryota; Metazoa; Nematomorpha; Gordioida; Chordodea; Parachordodidae. Gene Ontology annotation, cellular component: dendrite; plasma membrane; synapse.